Morchella importuna is the source of this 807-nucleotide messenger RNA. RefSeq lists its product as uncharacterized. Gene Ontology annotation, molecular function: protein binding. The record is from RefSeq and is a predicted model, not a curated record. Lineage: Eukaryota; Fungi; Ascomycota; Pezizomycetes; Pezizales; Morchellaceae. The transcript has a single exon. The coding region runs from base 1 to 807 and encodes 268 amino acids.
AUGGACCAACUUGAGUUGGGGUUGCAAGACAUACUGGACGCUUGCCAGAAUCUUAUAGUCUACGAUGAGAAGCUUGACACUGUCAGAUUUGCACACUUCUCCGUUCAGGAAUAUUUGCGACGUCAUCCUGAGUUCGGUACAGAGAUAGGCCAUAAAAGAAUGGCCGAGAUUUGCCUGAAGUCGUUUACAUAUGAGUACGAUACGGAGGUAGAAAGGCUCUAUCUGCCUUAUGACCUCCGGAGAUACACCACCUUCCACUGGGCUUCUCAUGUUCGAUUAUCGGGUCUCCAGGGUGUCGAGGUGUGCAUGGCGUUUUUUAAUCAUUCAGCGGCUUAUGAUAGAUGGAUUGCAAUGCGAGCAAAAGAGUUGGGGCUCGGUAUACCCAGUAUUCCCUCUCUUCUCUGGGUAGCAUGUAAAUAUGGGCUGCAACCUAUUGUUGAGUUACUACUGCAAGACAUGUCGCCAAUGAGCAUCGGGAGUCCAUGUGUGGAAUAUGAAGAAAUAACACCCCUCAUGUGUGCUACGACUGGGAAUCAAAUAGAAAUUGCACGCAUGCUGCUGGCCGUGGAAGGGGUGGAUGUUAACCAACAGGGCUCUGGUGAAGCGACACCACUGUGGAGGGCUGCGGAAGGCGGCCAUGUGGAGAUUGUGCGCAUGCUACUGGCCGUGGAAGAGAUGGAUUUGAACAAGUCGGACAGUAGUGGAGACACACCACUACUGAUUGCUCUGAGAUCACGACAUAGGACAAUUACUCGCCUUUUACGACAAGCAUUAGAACCAAACAUCAACCCCAACCCCACGGUAUAG